This is a messenger RNA of Fonsecaea nubica, 1533 nucleotides long. RefSeq lists its product as hypothetical. Gene Ontology annotation, molecular function: iron ion binding; heme binding; oxidoreductase activity, acting on paired donors, with incorporation or reduction of molecular oxygen, reduced flavin or flavoprotein as one donor, and incorporation of one atom of oxygen. Bases 1 to 1533 code for a protein of 510 amino acids. The record is from RefSeq and is a predicted model, not a curated record. The transcript is spliced from 4 exons. NCBI's taxonomy places the organism in Eukaryota, Fungi, Ascomycota, Eurotiomycetes, Chaetothyriales, Herpotrichiellaceae.
AUGGCGAUCAUGUCGAUACCUCACCUUCCCAUCCCCGUCCUUCUCAUUGCUCUUGUUGCGGUCUAUGCCCUCCAUCGGAUCUACUAUGAGUUAACCACCGGUGCCAGGAGGCGUCGAAUGAUCCGGGACAAUGGGUGCGAGGAGGUGGUGUGGUACCCUCAUAAAGGCAUCAUGGGCAAACUCUAUGGAGUGGACGUGAUUAAGCAGAUGGUCCAAUCCGGCAAGGAAGGUCGGAUGAACGAAGCGACUCGACUCCGAAACUUCAGCAGUGGCAGAAACACCCUCAAAUUGAGGAUGGCCAAAAACACUGUCAUUUCCACUAUCGAGCCUGAGAUCAUCAAGACAAUCCUGUCCACCAAGUUUCAAGACUACUCCCUUGGUAAGAGAAGGAGGCAGGUCUUCCUCCCCAUCUUCGGCCACGGUAUCUUCGCAAACGACGGCACGGCUUGGGAGAGAUCUCGUGCCAUGGUACGACCCAACUUCACCCGUCAGCAGGUGGCCGACCUCGACAUGUUCGAAGCCCAUGUCUCCCAUCUCAUCGACUCCAUUCCUCGCGACGGAUCCACGGUCGACUUACAAGAUUUGUUUUUCGGCUUGACCAUUGAUUCGGCGACCGAGUUCUUGUUUGGUAGAUCCACAAACAGCCUGGCGCCAGGUCUGGAGACCAAGUCCGCCAACGAGUUUGUCAAGGCCUUUGUCUAUGUCACGGAAGCUUGUGGCAAGAAUUUCCGCACGGGAGGUCUGACUGAUUACAUCCCGGACGCACAAUGGCGGAAGAGUGUGAAGAUUAUUCACGAUUUUGCCGACGAAAUCAUCCACGAGGCUAUGGAGGAGCUGAAGUCCGGCAAGCAGGAUCCGAACAGUCGCUACGUCUUCCUCCACGCCUUGCUCAAUCAGACUCAGGAUCCCUACGCCCUCCGUUCGGAAUUGCUCAAUAUCCUGCUCGCGGGUCGUGACACCACGGCAGGCUUGCUGUCAAACACCUGGCACGUCCUAUCGAACCGACCAGACAUUUGGGCUAAAUUGAAGGCUGAAGUGGAUGAGCUUGGCGGCGAGAAGCCCGACUACAACACCAUCAAGGAUAUGAAGUAUCUGAAAUGGGUGCUGAACGAGUCCCUCCGACUGAUGCCGGUCGUGCCCGGCAACAGUCGUGAGGCCAUCCGUGACACUAUUCUGCCUCUUGGUGGAGGAGUGGAUGGCAAGGCUCCCGUGCUGGUGAGAAAGGGCCAAGUGGUGGCGUAUUCACCGUGGUCAAUGCACCGGCGUAAGGAUUUCUACGGACCCGACGCGCUAGAGUUCAAACCAGAGCGAUGGGAGUCUCUCCGACCAGGCUGGGAGUACUUGCCGUUCAAUGGAGGACCACGCAUCUGUGUCGGCCAACAGUACGCCUUGAUGGAGGCGUCUUAUGCCACCAUCCGAUUGAUCCAGACUUUCCCACGGAUCGAGAGUCGAGACGACAGGGAAUGGCGCGAGUGGUUGACGGUGACGCUGGCUUCCGGUGUUGGUACCAAGGUUGCCCUCUUUGAGAAAUAA